AUGAGCCCCAACGACACUAUUGGUCGUUAUCUUCCGAGCGAUUACAAGAGGGCCCGUUAUCGAUGGGAAGACGGGUUUUUGAGCGACGAAGUGGACUAUCUCCAGAACAGAUCAAUUACAAUGAUCAAAGAGGAGGACAAAGAUCGGAAGUCUGCUGAGGAUAUGAGAGAGAAAUACGAAAGACUCGACGAGAAGGCGCGGCAGAUUCGCGAAAACAUGCAAUUCAUUCGUCCUGGAGACUGGAAAUCCAACCUGCUGGGAGCACAGCCGUAUGGGAUGGUCCCCGUCAUUAUCCUCCGGGUCCUUACAAAUGGUACGCUCCCUGUCAUUGUCGUUGCCAUUGGCAUCCUCACAUCUGGAAAGGAAUUUGUUGGUGUUGUACCUAAGGUGCCAUUCGACGACAAACAGCAGCGAGGACAUUUUGUGUGGCAGGAAGGCCUCCUGUUCAAUGCGGUGCCAAUUGUUGCUUCGACCAUUCAAGCGGCAGCUGUUUUGCAUUACACGAUUUACCCAUGA
This is a messenger RNA of Exophiala xenobiotica, 516 nucleotides long. RefSeq lists its product as uncharacterized. The record is from RefSeq and is a predicted model, not a curated record. Lineage: Eukaryota; Fungi; Ascomycota; Eurotiomycetes; Chaetothyriales; Herpotrichiellaceae. The transcript has 2 exons. The coding region runs from base 1 to 516 and encodes 171 amino acids.